Messenger RNA from Guillardia theta CCMP2712, 516 nucleotides. RefSeq lists its product as hypothetical. Lineage: Eukaryota; Cryptophyceae; Pyrenomonadales; Geminigeraceae. The record is from RefSeq and is a predicted model, not a curated record. Bases 1 to 516 code for a protein of 171 amino acids. The transcript has 5 exons.
AUGAAAGAUUUCACAGUCGAGACCGGAGCUGGGGCUGUGCACGAGCAAAAGGAUAUAAGUGUGAAUGUAGAAAACUCAAGCAAGAGCAGGAAACACAGCAUCACUUUGGACCUGACGAACAACGAGGCGUUUGCAUCAACUUCAGAGUUCUUCUUCGACGACGAGGAUGAUUACAUCAUCUUGCAACUCGAAGAUGAGGUUUCAAGGUACGACAUGGAAUCAGAGGCGAGGCAUGAGGUCGAAUCAGUGGACGACUCGGUCAUCAUGGUUGAAGAGCCGACGGAAGGCUCAAGUGCUCGAGGGUCGACCCUGACAGAAGAUGACAAAGCUGAUUGGGCAUCGCUGCGCUCGCGAGUGUGUCAGAUCGUCGUAGAGACUCUACGGCACCUGAGGAGCAGAAGGGACAUGGCGGAAUGUGGAGCAGAGGAGAUCCAGUUGAAGCGUGUGUUUGACAGAGACGAGGUAGCAUCGAAGAAACAGCAGGAGGGGUGGAAGGUGAGGGAGCUCUGUGGAUAG